This is a messenger RNA of Sparassis crispa, 750 nucleotides long. RefSeq lists its product as hypothetical. Bases 1 to 750 code for a protein of 249 amino acids. The transcript is spliced from 4 exons. The record is from RefSeq and is a predicted model, not a curated record. NCBI's taxonomy places the organism in Eukaryota, Fungi, Basidiomycota, Agaricomycetes, Polyporales, Sparassidaceae.
AUGUCCUCCUCCUUCGCAGAAACCGUCGGCCGGAAUCUCUUCGCGCAACAUAUCGCGCAGUAUACCCCCGCCGACCCGUACUACGAGAAGUACAUAGACAAGCACGGGAAGGAGCGCAGGCGGAAGAGAGAGUUGCCCCCGGGACUGUCAUCGCACGAUGAGAAGAUCUUGCGCACUGUAAAGAGGCGGGCGCAUCACCUCGACAAGGGCUUCAAUAUCUGCGGGAUGCGUUUCGGAUGGACGUUCGUCAUCGGCAUCAUACCCGGAGCGGGCGACAUCGCCGACGCCACGCUGAACUACGUCCUCGUUGUGCGGCAAGCGCGGCAAGCAGACAUACCCAACUGGCUCCUCCGCCGCAUGCUUCUCAACAACGCCGUCUCUGCUGCUAUCGGCUUCGUGCCAGUCGUGGGCGACAUCGUGCUCGCGGUGUUUAAGGCAAACUCGCGCAACGCAGCACUCCUAGAGGAGUACCUCCGCAUACGCGGCGAGGAGGCGCUUAAGUUUGAGCAGCAGCGCGCUGAGGCGCACGCAGCGGCUAAGGGGCUCGCUGAGCUCCCCCCGGCGAAGAUGAAAAGCAGCCGCUGGUUCGGCUGGGGGAAGGGAAGAAGCCAGGAGCAGGUCAGUGGCACGACCCCCAACGCUGGCACACCGUCGUCGACGACGGAGAGGGGACGAUUCGUGGAGGACGUGCCUGCGCCAGAGACGCCUCGAUAUCUAGAAGACACGGACAAUGCUGCACGGCUCUGUUGA